UACAAUGACCGGCAUACGAAGGGGAAGAGAGAUUCUCAACCGGAUAUCCGGUGGGAAGUGUCAGUAAAGUCUUGGUGGGGGAGACAGCCGUGGAUCCUGCUCUCAGCCUGGACCUAAAGACACUGUUGCCAUGAUCCGCUUUAUUCUGAUUCAGAACCGGGCCGGCAAGACGCGUCUGGCCAAGUGGUACAUGCAGUUCGAUGACGACGAGAAGCAGAAACUUAUCGAGGAGGUCCAUGCGGUUGUUACCGUGCGGGAUGCGAAGCACACCAACUUUGUGGAGUUCCGCAACUUCAAAAUAAUCUACAGACGUUACGCAGGGCUCUACUUCUGCAUUUGUGUGGAUGUGAACGACAAUAAUCUGGCCUACCUGGAAGCCAUUCACAAUUUUGUGGAGGUAUAUCUAUCAUAUUUCCACAACGUCUGUGAACUUGACCUUGUCUUCAACUUCUACAAGGUUUACACGGUGGUGGAUGAGAUGUUCUUAGCCGGCGAGAUCCGGGAGACCAGCCAGACGAAGGUCUUGAAGCAACUGCUGAUGCUGCAGUCCCUAGAAUGAGAGGGGGAGAGAGAGAGAAACCAGUCGAGAUCCUGCCUCUUAACCCCCUCCCAGCUCAUCUGUCACCCAUUCCCUGAAUCAGUGACUUGCACAAAGUAAAUUUGGCCACUUCGUAGUUGGGGCAGGGGGAGGGGGGGGCGCCUAAAAUUGGUUACCUCUGUCCUCGCGUGGAGGAUGGACGCAGCCAAGGCGGGGUGGGGCUCUUCUUCUCAUUGAGGUGGGGGGUGGAUAUCAGGAGGAGGAGGAGCCCCCACUGUCCCACUGCUGACACGAUCCCUGCAACCCCUCACCUGCCCCUUCCCAUUCCUCUUAACAUGUGGAAGAGGGACCAUAACUCUAUGUGUGGUGGUAAAAGACGUAUGCGGCGCGUUGUCGUGGAGGAUGGCAACGCCUCGUAUUCGCCGGGUGAAGUGAUGUAAUUGAAUAAUACUU
Molecule: messenger RNA, 991 nt
Organism: Sphaerodactylus townsendi
Lineage: Eukaryota; Metazoa; Chordata; Lepidosauria; Squamata; Sphaerodactylidae
Gene: AP2S1
Product: adaptor related protein complex 2 subunit sigma 1
Exons: 5
Coding region: 131-559 (142 amino acids)
Biological process (GO): intracellular protein transport; clathrin-dependent endocytosis
Cellular component (GO): membrane coat; intracellular membrane-bounded organelle; AP-2 adaptor complex
Molecular function (GO): clathrin-cargo adaptor activity
Source: RefSeq, a predicted model, not a curated record